Molecule: messenger RNA, 1443 nt
Organism: Guyanagaster necrorhizus
Lineage: Eukaryota; Fungi; Basidiomycota; Agaricomycetes; Agaricales; Physalacriaceae
Exons: 4
Coding region: 259-1152 (297 amino acids)
Biological process (GO): double-strand break repair
Cellular component (GO): PML body; cytoplasm
Molecular function (GO): 5'-tyrosyl-DNA phosphodiesterase activity; single-stranded DNA binding
Source: RefSeq, a predicted model, not a curated record
CCCGUCUUUUCUAUCGCCUAGCAAUCGUCACCAUUAAAUGGGACUGACAAGAUCCUAGUAGAUAAUAGGCAGUUUUCACUUUUGUACUACUGUAAUUGUAAACAGGUAGGUUGAUAGUUAAAGCAGAGCACAAAGUGUAAUAUUGGCGCACGCAAGAGCGUUGUGGCAGUAAUUUAAAUUGUGUUGUUGCUAGGAGAACGUGAUUGUGGGAAACAAUUCCCAAAAUCAUUCGGCACUUUGGUCGGAGAGAUCGGACCUAUGACCAUGAUGUUCCCCAUCCCCGCCUACUUGAGUACUGUAAGGGACUACUCCAUGAAAACAUGGACGUUACUCGAUGAUUAUUCUCCGGUGCCUCAUUUGUUACCAGAUUUACCUUUGGCAAUGACUAUUGUCUCCUGGAACGUAAAUUUUGUUGCAAAUGUUGUGGCCCGGGAGAGGCUGCGCUGCGCACUUGAGCAUAUCCGGCGCGUAGUGUCAUUGUACCCCCAUCCUUGCUGUAUUCUUCUCCAGGAAAUACGUGGCCCAGGUUUCCAAACUAUUCUGUCGACGGAUUGGAUCCAAAACUGCUUUUUCGUCAUUCCACAGUCAGAAGCGACAGACGACAAUGGGUAUGGUUGUGUCACCUUGAUUUCGAACAAUCUACCCCUCGUCGGAGCUUGGUCACUUCCCUUUCCAUCGGAAAUGAACAGAAGUGCCAUACUGACCGACCUGCUUUUCGCCUCGGGCCCUGGUCGCCCGCCGGUGAAAGUGCGAUUGGCCAAUGUACAUCUCGAAUCCCUUUCAUCUGGCGCUGGAGCCAGAGUCAUCCAGCUGAAUAUCACUGCCGAAAGGCUACGCGACGUCGGCGUUGACUUUGGCAUUGUUGGUGGUGAUAUGAACGCGAUCUCUAAUUCGGACAAGGUUCUUCCUGAGUCGUGCGGAUUAGUAGAUUCUUGGAAGGGAGCAGAAUAUGACGAAAGUGGAUUCACAUGGGGAUACCAACCUACCAGCAGGUUUCCACCUGGCAGGCUGGACAAAAUAUGUCAUACGUUGCCGCAGUCAUUCAACUUCACCCUUGAUGUUCCUCGUCGAAUCGGAGUCGACUUGAGGUCCCCGACUGAUAGAUGGGUCAGCGACCACUACGGACUGGCGACAAUUUUCAGGGUCCUAUGACGCAUCUUUGAGGCUAAUACCACCUUUCCAAUCCUACCGCUGAUAGCAACUGUUUUCUGGUAUCACUACUUUCCUAUACCCUUCCUUCGUUUCCAGGCGGCAAAUUCAUAAUUCUCCACGAACCGUUCCGUACCCUUGAUCAUCUAGCAGUACAUCUGUCACGCAAAAUCUCACUUGUGAUGAGCAGGCAAAAGACUAUUUUUUGUUCUUUCGCUACUCUCCCACAACCGGGACGUGCGAACCGGACGUGCGCUCUACAACAAUAUGCACGACGUUGAUCGAAGCGCUAUA